Messenger RNA from Crotalus tigris (Tiger rattlesnake), 2538 nucleotides. RefSeq names its product olfactory receptor 1052-like. Gene Ontology annotation, biological process: sensory perception of smell; G protein-coupled receptor signaling pathway. The transcript is spliced from 2 exons. NCBI's taxonomy places the organism in Eukaryota, Metazoa, Chordata, Lepidosauria, Squamata, Viperidae. Gene Ontology annotation, molecular function: G protein-coupled receptor activity; olfactory receptor activity; odorant binding. Gene Ontology annotation, cellular component: membrane. The coding region runs from base 137 to 1075 and encodes 312 amino acids. The record is from RefSeq and is a predicted model, not a curated record.
GGAAUAUAUCUGGAUUUCUACCCACACACAAGAAUUUCCUAACUCACUUCACAUAGAAGCAAUCCACCCACAACCAGAAAAGAAGGAAUGUGUUAAACUAUUGUAGAUGUGGUUGAGUUCAGAGUAAUUCGUGUUAAUGGGAAAUAGCACAUGGGUGACAGAAUUCAUACUCACUGGGUUGACAGAGGACCCACACUUGCAGCUGAUCCUUUUUGUGAUAUUUUUUGCUAUUUAUGCCAUCACCUUGAUGGGAAAUGUGGGCAUGAUUAUCUUAAUCAGAACCAGUCCUCAACUCCACACACCAAUGUAUUUUUUCCUUACCAGCUUAUCUUUUCUGGAUACCUGUUAUUCAACAACCGUCACCCCAAAGUUGUUAUCCAAUUUUUUAAAAGAGAAGAAGUCAAUUUCCUUUGCAAGUUGCUUUACUCAGCUUUACUUUUAUGCCAUAUUUGCCACCACAGAGUGCUACCUCUUAGCUAUGAUGGCCUAUGAUCGCUAUGUGGCAAUCUGCAAUCCACUACUCUACUUAAUCACAAUGUCGCAAAGAAAAUGCAUUCGGCUGAUAGCAAUUUCCUAUAUUGCUGGGAUCAUUAAUGCUUCUAUACACAUAAUCGCUAUGUCUAAACUAUCAUUCUGUGGCCCUAACUUCAUUAAGAAUUUUUAUUGUGAGAGUCCUCCCCUUCUUGCUCUUUCCUGCUCAGAUAUCAGUCUUAACGAUCUGCUGUUAUUUGUAUUUGUAGGACUCAAUAUAACAAUAACAAGCCUGACUAUUCUCACUUCAUACACUUAUAUCCUGAUCACCAUUUUAAAGAUCCGUUCUGCCACGAGCCGUAGAAAAGCUUUCUCCACUUGUACAUCUCAUCUUAUAGUUAUCACCAUUUUCUAUGGCUGCGGUGGCUUUAUGUAUGCACGGCCAAGCUCUAGGGAGAAUUAUAACCUAGAUCAAAUGGCCUCAGUGUUCUAUGUAGUGGUGACCCCCAUGCUCAACCCAUUAAUCUACAGCAUGAGGAACCAGGAGGUAAGGGGUGCCUUCAGAAAUAUCCUAGGAAGAAAAUGUCAUUUUCAAUACUUUUAAGAAUCAUUGCUUUUUGCCAAAAUUUAGUGUUACAUAAAGUUGUUCCAGUAGUAAAUGUUUUUUAGCAUUGUGUCUUAUUAAACAAUAAAUCACUAGGCUGUAUAGUUUUCCUAGAGCUCUAGUAUUAAUUAUAUAUUUGCUUUUAAAGUAAUGUAAUAAAUACAUUUAAAAUUUCUUUAAAAAUUAUGCAAUCAUUGUGUCUUAAAUGUUAAGACACAAUGAUUUUAGAAUGUAGAAAAAUCUAGUUCUCUCUUCCAAAUUUCUUUUAUCUUGCUAAUAUUUUUUCUUCAUUGCGUAUGAAAUGGCAUUGUUGGUUUAUUCUGUAAAAAAGUCUUGAUCUGGCACAUUCAAAUCCAUAGAAGUUUCCAAGGCAGUUGAUAUUACAUUUCACAGAGCAUGACUGUGACAAAUACUUUAGCUGUAUAUAUUGCUAUUUAGACAUAGUUUUUUGAAUCCUUCAAAAUUCUAGGUUUGAUGAGAAUCCAUUUUUAUAAUAUGUUCCAGAAAUUUAAUUUGUAGUAUAUUGACUUUUCCUAUAUGUAAUGAGGCCCCAAUGCCCAUUAUAUAUUUUUCAGAAUGUAUUAUUUAAUCUAUCUACCAGUUAUUUGGUAUUAUCAGAAGCUUCACAAAGCCAGCAUUUAAAGGACAAAUUAUUGUAAUACCUUCAGCAAUUUUGUGUCACAGUUGCCAUCAAAAUGAUUUCAUCUAUGAUCCUGGGCAAUCCAUUUCUGUUUUUAGAAUAGCUAUAAUACAAACCUUAUGAAAUAAAUCAUUCCCAAAUAAAAAUAGCCAUAUAAUCAUUAAGUACAAAAAGCACAAAUUUCAGUUCAGAUCAAGUUCAAUGACUUGUGGGACAACCCUACAUAAUCUCUUAUUCAUUUGUUGAGCCCUUCCUUAAUUUGACUAAGAUUUAAAUCCCAAAUCUCCCCAUUCUCCAACACCAGAAGUGAAGAAAAUGCUAUACUAUUUUUAUGUUUCACUUAACUGAAUAAAAUUUGCAGGAACAGAACUUCACUAGGAAAUAAAAUAAAAUUACUGUCAAGAUUUAUUGUUAUGUCUAUUCUUAACUUUUACUGGAAUAACAUUCUGAUCCAGUCUGCUUUGGAAGAUUCCUGCUUCCCAAUGAGUCUGAUCUGGUGGAGUUAAUUCAUAUUUCAAACCUCAUCUGAAGUUUACAGUUAACUAUGGCCUAAGUAGGCUAGAUUGUUUUAGAGACCAAUUAAAAUUAGAAUCCUUACCAUAGUGCGUUUUAUGGAAACAACUCAGGGCAGAACAAGGUGAAUUUCUCUUGCUCUGUAAUCAGAGUUUUUCUGGGAGCAAGAAAUAAAAUAACAGCACUUGUGAUGUUUGCAGGUAGUGACAAAUGUUGGUGAUUGGCUCAGUCUAAGUGAAAGAAUGAGUAUGGGUACUGUAGACUACAAUUUUCAUUUAAUUAUGGCACAAAGUUAUGAUUAUGCUGAAAA